Molecule: messenger RNA, 1567 nt
Organism: Anneissia japonica
Lineage: Eukaryota; Metazoa; Echinodermata; Crinoidea; Comatulida; Comatulidae
Product: charged multivesicular body protein 6-B-like
Exons: 6
Coding region: 75-692 (205 amino acids)
Biological process (GO): vesicle budding from membrane; late endosome to vacuole transport via multivesicular body sorting pathway
Cellular component (GO): multivesicular body; ESCRT III complex
Source: RefSeq, a predicted model, not a curated record
GGGUCUGGAAUUGGAGAGUGCAAUGUAUUAUAUUUUCUAUGUAGGACUCGUGGACUGUUAGCAGAUCCACCAUCAUGGGUGCUCUGUUUGGCAAAAAAAAGCAACCAGAAUCAAGGAUUACUGAGCAGGACAAGGCAGUACUCCAAUUAAAGCAGCAGCGAGAUAAAUUAAAACAGUAUCAGAGAAAGAUUGAACAAAACUUGGAGAAAGAAAGAGUUGUUGCCAAGCAGCUUCUUAAAGAUGGCAAGAAAGACAAAGCAAUGUUGCUUUUGAAAAAGAAGCGUUAUCAAGAACAGUUAUUGAAAAACACAGAUGGCCAGCUAGAUAACUUGGAGAAGAUGGUUGAUGAGAUUGAAUUUGCUCAGAUUGAGAUGAAGGUUGUAGAAGGGCUGAAAGCUGGUAAUGAGAGUCUCAAGAAAAUGCACCAAGUCAUGUCUUUAGAAGAUGUUGAGAAGAUAAUGGAUGAAACAAGGGAAGGAAUUGAAUAUCAAAAUGAAAUUGAUGAUUUACUGAGUGGCAGAUUAACAGAUGAAGAUGAGGCAGCCAUAUUGGAAGAACUUAAUGAGAUCACCGCAGCUGAGGAAGCAGCGAUCCCUGACCUCCCAUCUGUACCCACAGACAAUUUACCAGAAAUUCAAAAGGAGGAGAAACGAGAGAAAAACAGGGAGGCGGAGAUGGUACCAGCUUCGUGAGCAUCUCUCAUUGAUUAUUAACUUUCCUUUGAAGAAAACCUCUUGUAUGCUGCCCAUAUAUAGUCAUGAUGUGCCUAUAUAUGGUCAUGGUGUGCCUAUAUAUGGUCAUGAUGUGAUGUCAUCAUGACCAUAUUUAGCCAUGUCACAUGUUUUUUUUUCAAAUAAAAUUUGAGCCUGGGUAGGGUCUUAACAUGGCCAGUUAAAAGACUUUGUAAAUUUGAUGUGUUGUGUCUUCAAAUUUGCCCACCUUUGUAAAUAUGCCAAUAAUACAAAUUUUAAGUUAUAUAAUAGUGCAUGUUGAGACAACCUUGAGUCACGUAAGGCGCUGAAUAGAAUGGGAACUAAUGUAAUUAUUUCUCAUUUGCCAAUCAAAAUUAUCCAGUAAGACGAUUUGUCCAAAAUAUUUGAAGGUAUAAAAUAAAAUGCCCUUAAAAUGUAGAAGAUCCUCUCUGCACUGCCUGCCAUGUACAUGUUGCAUUGACUGACACACCAGUAUCUUUGCUAUACAAAAAGUAGAGCAACAUUCUGUAACACAAGUGUAUAUUAGAAUUCAACCCUUGGAUGGCAGCCAGAAUGGUAAACAAUAAUAUUUGCAUCUUUAACUAUAACUGAAAAUUUGCAAUAAUAAUUUCUUUGAAAUUCAAACUGUGCAUGUGAUAAAAAUAAUAUACUUUAGUUUUUGUUUUACUAUAUGUUAUUAUUAUUAGAAUACAUUUGUUUAAAGAAUAAACUAUGAGUAUUCUCAAAUCAAGAGUUGUUUUUUUUUAAAUACAGUUAAACUUGCCUAAAAAAGUCGACUGUGCCUAACUCAAAUAAUUUCUAAAUCGAUCUUAUUUUAUAUGCCAAAUUGUUGUUUUCCAUUAAUUAACAAUCUG